Messenger RNA from Cooperia oncophora, 342 nucleotides. The record is from the annotation of a GenBank genome assembly. NCBI's taxonomy places the organism in Eukaryota, Metazoa, Nematoda, Chromadorea, Rhabditida, Trichostrongylidae.
AUGGUGGUGGAACAUGUCGGUAGGCAUUUGUUGGUCGAGUAUGGGGUGGCAGACAAGAAGAUGCUAAAGCUAAACGAACUAGUACAACUCAUCCAACCGGCUGAUAUUCAGCAGCUCACACACAAAAAUAUUAUGACAUAUCUUAAUACCCUAUUUAUAUUCCAACUUAAACAUCACUGUCAACGGAGUGAAGUGGAAAAGAACUCCAGUGAAGCCUUCCAACAACCGCUCUCACUCAAAGCCCUCGAUCUGAAAGGCUUGUGUCGUCGGGAAGCUUCAGCCGUGAUCUGCUUAUAUUCCUACCGAAAAGUCACCGAUGGCGCAAAUUCGUCGCAGCGAUAG